AUGAGCCAGAAGAUGGCGAAGGAAGGGCCCCGCCUCUCCAAGAACCAGAAGUUCUCGGAGCACUUCAGCAUCCAUUGCUGCCCACCCUUCACCUUCCUCAACUCCAAGCGGGAGAUCGUGGACCGCAAGUACAGCUUGUGCAGGAGCGGCUGCUUCUACCAGAAGAAGGAGGAGGAUUGGAUCUGCUGCGCCUGCCAGAAGACCAGAUUGAAGCGCAGAAGCAAGCCGGCCCCCAGAAAGAAGUAA
Messenger RNA from Dipodomys ordii (Ord's kangaroo rat), 246 nucleotides. It is a transcript of the gene Mobp, whose product is annotated as myelin-associated oligodendrocyte basic protein. The transcript is spliced from 2 exons. Gene Ontology annotation, cellular component: cortical actin cytoskeleton. Gene Ontology annotation, molecular function: actin binding; myosin binding. Bases 1 to 246 code for a protein of 81 amino acids. Lineage: Eukaryota; Metazoa; Chordata; Mammalia; Rodentia; Heteromyidae. The record is from RefSeq and is a predicted model, not a curated record.